Messenger RNA from Bursaphelenchus okinawaensis, 2713 nucleotides. The record is from the annotation of a GenBank genome assembly. Lineage: Eukaryota; Metazoa; Nematoda; Chromadorea; Rhabditida; Aphelenchoididae.
AUGGAACGACGAGAUACGAAUUUGAAUCUGUUAUCCAUAGACAGUGCCAAUGUGGCUAGCAAUUACAGCGACUUUGUGUUACAAUGCUUUGUCCAGCUGAAAGGUCGAGAGCAAGGUUUGUUUUUGAAAGAUCUUGAUUUUAGAUAACAAAUGCGGUUAAAACUGUUUCGGAAGGUUGUUUUGGCAUUAUCUGUUAACUUUUUUCUAGUUUUAGAUUAACGUUUUUAUAUUAUCUUUGUUUUACAUUAUGCAGUUCAUAACUUUGUUUUAGAAUGCCUUGAACUUGUUGAAUUGUGUGACCAGUUGAAGAGAAAAUGGAAAGAAUCUUCAGAACAUUGUAUUUUGGCAGAAGAAAAGGCACAAAGAUUGGAAAGAGAGAAGGAGUAAGUUGAAUAUUCUUAGAUUUUAUUGUUUUAGGGAUCUGAGUGCUGCGUAUGAUCUUCUCAACGAAAGAUUUCACGAUUCGGCAGCCAAAGUAGCUACAUUAUUGAGCCAGAAGGAUGAUCUAAAGAAACAAUUGGGCGAAUAUCAAAAACGGAUUCAAAGCAUUAGGACUUUGAUGGAGGUAUGGCUUUUAUAUUUUUAGGUAACAAAAAUAUGUACUUGAAGGUACUAGCUGAAAUUGUAACUAUAAUAUAGUAUUAUGUAUAUGGCUGGUUUGUUAAACGUAAUUUAAGAGGUUUAAGAACGUAUUUUAUUGUUUUUAUGUAAACUUGAUUUAACAUUUUUUAGAAUGAGCUUAAAGGUUCAGCAGCUUUUGGAAAGUUGAUGCAUUUAAGCGAGUUUGAUGAAAAGAAGACAACACGAGGAUCCAGAGCUACUAGGUCAAAUGACUUUGGUCUAGACUUUGACAACUCAGUUGACGAUGAAGAGGAAAUUGACAUUGUUCACCUUCGUGAAGGCAGAAUGUACGAGAGACGAUCUCGCAGUGUGAGUGUUGAUCCAGAGCACAACAAAACUAAAGGACAUGUUGCAAAGAGAAGCAGAAAGCUGCCUGACAAUAUUCAAGAGGUAGAAGAAGAGGAAUAUCAACAUACUUCAACACCACCAAAGAGGUCAAGAGAUGCUGAGGAGUCGAUUACUACGGUGACAACAAUUACUAUGGAUGUCCGGGGAAGAUCGGCUACCAGGGCUUCUGUAGAAGUUCAUAGAGGAAAGAGAUCAAUGUCUGAGGGUAAGGCAAUGGAGAGUAUUAAUACUCCAUUGAGUCAGAAGAGCUAUAGGAUGGGAGGAAGCAGCUCGGAUCUGUAAGUAUUUUAGUUGUGUGUUAAAAUAUAUAUUAAUAUAGAUACUGUUUUAAUAUGUUUGAUAUUAAUUUAGAUAAUUUUGCCAAGUAUAAUUGAAAUGUUUAGACGCACUCCACUGACUGGAAUGGGAUCGUCGUGGACGAAAGGCCGAGCUAUCUUUGACUGUGAACAUUCUUUGGAAGCUGUUAAAGGAUCUUUGAUGAAGAGUUGUGUCGUUUGUAACAGAUCUGUCGCUAUGCAACCUGUUUUUAAAUGUAAAGGUAGGUGUCAGUUUGGUUACUCGAAAUUUAUUUGCAAAAGAGAAAGUUGUAAGAACGCUUAAAAUUUAUUGUUUUUCAGACUGUUCACUGUACCUCCACAACAAUUGCCGAUCCAGAGCUCCUCUGCCAUGUCUCCCAUUUGCUUCAAGCAAGAACCUGACGCCCCAGAAGAAGAACAAGUUCCCUCGACUGGUCGAUCUUUGUCCAAUUACGCCACCUUUGGUACCUGCUACUCUGAUCAGAUUGAUAUACGAGAUUGAGACUAGUAGGAUCGAAACAGAAGGAUUGUAUAGAAUACCUGGGAGUGGGGUUUUGGUGGACAAGCUCUUGGCCAACAUGAGUGGAAGUAUUAUUCCUCAACUGACUCACGAGUACACUGAGGUGUUGACAUCGGCUGUCAGAAAGUUCUUGGUGAAUUUGAAGGUGGGUUUUAUUUAGAAAAGGUUUUGCCUACGUAAACAGGUUUAAUAUCUAAAAUUUACGUAAAAAUACACUAACUUGCUUUAACAAAAACUGCUUUAGGAGCCUCUGAUUCCGAACUCGUCCUACAGCGAAUUCAUUCAGGCUUCCCGCGACGAAACCAAUGGAUCUCUGAUGAAAGCCAUCGCUGAACUCCCAGAGCCCAACAAAGAUACCCUUGCCUUCAUUUGUCUCCACCUUCAAAAGGUGGCUAAAUUUGCUCAUUCGAACAAAAUGACACUUCACAAUCUGGCCAUUUGCAUUGGACUGACUGUAGUGAAAGGUAGUCGCAGGGACGAGAUAAACACAUUCGACAGGAAUGAUGUUAGUCUGGAGGCGGAGAAACAGAGGAGAGUUAUGUUGAAAUUGCUGGAAAUGCCUGAGGUAGGAUAAUUAUAUUAUGUUAGGUGCUGAGGGUUUUACGCAUAUUUUGCGAAUAAAAUUAAGUUGUUUUUUUGAUUUUAUAUCGUUUUAGAUAUUAAAAGGUUUUUUUGGUAUUUUCGACUAAAAUUUUUUUGAAUUUUUUUAAAAAUUUUAAAGAAAGUGUUUGAGUGCAAGUUCUAAUUUUAGGACUACUGGUCCGGCUACCUCAACUCGCGUAUGUGGAUCGUGGCCUCACAAGUCCGUCCUCGCCCUUUCACGCCAGGCCAUGCCGACCAGUCGUUACUCGGCCCAAUCAGCGGAACCCCUCCAAUGAACUUCACUCCGACGAUGCGAUCACAGAAGCGUAGAGGAUUCAGAAACUGA